Mesorhabditis spiculigera is the source of this 1467-nucleotide messenger RNA. The record is from the annotation of a GenBank genome assembly. Lineage: Eukaryota; Metazoa; Nematoda; Chromadorea; Rhabditida; Rhabditidae.
AUGCAUUUUGUAAAAAAGGUCCCGACAACCGAGGAAGAGGCGGCGGAGAAGGCUCGGAUUACCGAUGCUAAAAAGAAGGCCUUCAUUGCCAUGCGCGAUGCCAUUUUUUCGAAAAGGGGAAUUGACGGUGAAGAGCAAUCUCAACUGGAGCAAACGGGCACGAUGUUGAGCAAAAACCCUGAUAUCUACACUCUAUGGAAUAUCCGGAGAGCAGCCAUCGAGAGCUUGGAAAAGAAAUUAAAUGAGGAAAACGUGGAAGAGGCUGCCGAGAAGAUCACGAAACUGCUCGAGGAAGAGCUGUCCCUGACUCAAAAGUGUCUUCGAGAAAACCCGAAAUCAUACGCAGCCUGGCAUCAACGAUCCUGGGUGCUCGACCGACAUCCUGCUCCAAAGAUCGAAGCCGACCUGAAAUUGUGUUCUAUGGCGCUGCAGAUGGACUGCCGAAACUUUCACACUUGGGACCAUCGGAGAUACCUAGCUGCGCUGGCUAAGCUGCCUUUGGACGAAGAGAUUGAGUUCUCAAACAAGGUGAUCGAAGAAAAUUUCUCGAAUUUUUCUGCGUGGCAUUAUCGAGGGAUCUUGUUGAAGAAGCGGUACCAGAAUCAGCAAUAUCUAGACGAGGACACAGUGUCCUCGGAGUUCAAGAAAGUCAUUACGGCCUGCUGUACGGACCCCAACGACCAAAGUGGAUGGACAUACAGCCGAUUUCUGCUGGAUCACGUACGGCUUGAGAAUGAUUAUCAGACAGAGGCCUGUGAAGUAGUGGCGGCUGCGCUGAACAACAACGGGGCUGUUGUAAGCUUCAGAUCCGGGGUGACGAAGGAAUGCGCAGCACAAUGGGUAUCGGCCGACAAGGGGGCUGUUUGGACACCGAUUACUACAUUGCCAACGAAACGCAUAAUCUCCUCAAAAAUCUGGAGGAUUGAGACCAACAACCUAGCCAUUGUGAAGCCGGACGUCGAAAAGGUGGUCGUGACAGAAGGGCACCCCUACGUUGAUCGUAAAUACUUAGAGCAUUACUUCUACCGAAAAGAUAAUGGCAAACUGGACUUUUUGGACGAGUACACGCCCGAGAUUGAACAAAUUUUGGCGGAAGAGGAAAAGCCUUGCCCGGUCGGUCUGUAUUCUUUGACGGCGUAUAUGAUUAGGACAACGCCCCGGAGCAGCACCGAACGAAUAUUGGCCAAUCUGGAGGAGCUGGCGAGGGUUGACCCGCAGCGCAAGAAUUUCUACCUGUCCAUCAGGGAUCGCCAUGUCGUUGGUGAUCGUUUCGCAGCCAUCCCGCCCGGCUCAACAAAGGACGCGUUUGAAGAGUUUCUCACCUCCGGCGUCCUACACUUGAAUGAGCUACAAUUGACGAGCCUGGACUUCCUCUGGCCGCUGGCCCCUCUGGUGAAGAAGUUGGAUGUGGAGAAGAGCGAAAUUAAACGAUCCCUUGAUGCCAAGGCGCUUUUCCCUCUCAUCGAA